UGGAAAGCUUCCAGCACCACUCCAUCACCAACUCCAACACCGACUCUCCCCUCUCUGUGUGCCCGACGAGCGCUGCCUCCACCGCUGCUUCCGUCAAAGCGGCAGCGCGCUACUAGUCUCCUGUGAGCCGCAUGCACACGCUCCUCCGUAACCACCAGUACCCGAGUGUUAUGUUCAGAUCCAGGGAUAUCGGGGGGAUUUUGGGACGGAAAGACUCUUUACUGGACCUCUAAACAUCUCUCCGCCCUGCACCUUCACCGCUGUGUGUGCUGUGUCCCGGGCGCUUGUUUUUACGCAGCGGAGGCGUCGCUGAUUUACCCGCAAAAGGGAGAAACUCAACAGUUGUUGCUGCUUAUUGUUUGCAUGUCGACAGGCACCUUACUACAAUGUGGAGGCUACUGCGAUCGUGUUGUUGCUGCUGGUGGAUUUUCUCUCUCAUCCUGCCUGCCUGCGUGCUGCUCUGGGCCGACUGUCAUCCCGGAGCGCUGACAGGAAGCCAAGCCGAGUCCCAAGCCCCUAUCCAAGGCCUUCGCAGAGCUGCGGCCGGCGGGACACGACCCCGGAGAGCCACCGAGGAGACCUACUGGGCCUACUCAGGUAUUUAUGGGCCUGAUGAAGGAUGGUCGUCAGCCUACCCAGAAUGCAGAGAGAGAAACCAGUCACCUAUCAACAUCGCCGACCAGGAUACCAAAAUAUCCACAGAGUAUCAGGAACUGACACUGGAGGGCUUUGAUGCUGAAUCCUCCAAUAAGACAUCCAUGAAGAACACAGGAAAAACAGUGGCCAUUAUGUUAAAGGAUGACUACUUUGUUCGGGGAGCAGGCCUACCAGGGAGGUUUAAGGCAGAAAAAGUGGAGUUUCAUUGGGGUCCUAACAAUGGAUCUGAAGGCUCCGAACACAGCAUCAAUGGUCAUCGGUACCCUGUGGAGAUGCAGGUGUACAUGUACAACUCGGACGACUUUGACAGCCUGAGUGCAGCUCUGAGGGAGCAGAGGAUCAUCGCAGCCAUGUCCGUCUUCUUCCAGGUGGGAGGGAAGGACAACCCUGCUGUGGACCCCAUCAUCCACGGCCUGAAGGGAGUGGUGCAUCAUGAAAAAGAAACUGUCCUGGAGCCCUUUGUGCUGAAGGACCUGCUACCGUCCGCCCUGGGAAGUUACUACCGCUACACCGGCUCUCUGACCACCCCGCCCUGCAGCAAGGUGGUGGAGUGGAUCAUCUUCAGCAGACCUAUCUACGUCUCCUACAAACAGUUGGAAGCGUUCUACUCCAUCUUCACCACAGAGCAGCAGGACCAUGUGAAAUCAGUGGAGUAUCUGCGCAGCAACUUCAGGCCCAUCCAGAGCUUGGACCAUCGCCACGUCUUCAAGUCAGCAGUCAAAGACGCCUGGAUGCCCGACCUGACGGACAGCAGCAGCGGACCGUAUGGCACAGAGGCUUCCAGAGCAUGCAGCAGCGCUCCCAACAACAUGAAGGUGCAGCACGUGAACGUCAGUGCUCUGGUGGUGCGCUGGGCCCGUCCAGAGGUCACCUACCACCCCCCCAUCCUCCACUUCCUGGUGUCCUACAGCUGGACCACCCACGACGACAGCUACGAGGAAACGCACCUCACCGACGCCAAACACAAACUGGAGGCCGUCAUCUCUCCCGUCUCCCCCGAUGUGCUGUACCUGUUCAGAGUGCAGGCCAUCUGCAUGAAUGACAUGCGCAGCGACUUCAGCCAGAGCAUGCUCUUCAGAGCAAACACCACAAGGAUCUUUGAGGGGACGAGGAUCGUGAAAACUGGAAUGCCCACCGUGUCUCCAGCCUCCUCAGCGGACAUGGCUCCCAUCUCCUCCGGCUCGUCCACUUGGACUUCCUCAGGAAUCCCCUUCUCCUUCGUCUCUAUGGCAACAGGAAUCGGCCCGUCCUCCAGCGGCAGCCAGGCGACAGUGGCAUCCGUGGUGACCAGCACUUUACUGGCCGGCCUGGGCUUCAGCGGCGGAGUGAUCUCCUCCUUCCCUAGCUCUGUUUGGCCGAGCAGAGCACCGACCAAUAACCCCCCUUCCGCUCGCCACAACUCUGAACUGAACAAAGAUGCUUCUGCCUCUGCCGUCACCACGGCCGCAGCCAAAGAUAACAGCGAAACCGAAGGUGAGGACAAAGAGAACAGCAAGGGUCAAGGAGAGGACGGGGAGAGUGAAGGAGAGGAUAAGGAUGAAGAGGAGGAAGAGGAAGAGGAGAAGGACAAGAAGAAGAAGGGGAGGAAGGGAUCAGGAGGUAUGGGAGAGGCAGGGAGUAAGGACAACAGGACAGCGGUAAAAGAGCCGCCCAACGAGACACCAGACGCAACUGCAAAGGAGAAAGAACCAGAUCCAAUGAACAUGCCUCCUGAUGAAGAUACCCACCUGGAAGCGUACACCCACAAUCAGCCUGAGCCUCGCACAGAGGCAACCGUUCAGACAGCAGAGCUCCCUGCCCUGAAGGACCCAGCAGGGACACGCAGCUCAGGGAGGGACAGGAAGCACCGGUCUUUCUCCAUCAACACUGACCGUCCAAGUGCCGUGACUAACCUGACCCACCAUGCAGACCCGGGGUCUGGAGGGGGACUGGGCCGUGUGGAGUGGCUGGUUCCUCUGGUGGUGGUUUCAGCUCUGACCUUCCUCUGCCUCGUCCUCCUGCUGGCUGUACUGUUCUACUGGAGUUCAUGUCAGCUCCAGCAUGCAGCAGCCUGCAUCCCCUGUCUGUUCCCCGGGAUGAACACUUUCUGCUCUCUGCUCUGUAUCAAAUACAGGCGCUGUUUCCAGACGGCCCACUUCUAUGUGGAAGACAGCGAUUCCCCCAGGGUUGUGCCCAACGAGACGACCCCCGUCAUCCCCAUUCCAGAUGACAUGGAGGCCAUUCCAGUCAAGCAGUUCAUCAAACACAUCUCUGAACUGUACUCCAAUACCCAACAUGGAUUCUCAGAAGAUUUCGAGGAGGUUCAACGGUGCACUGUCGAUAUGAAGAUCACGUCAGAGCACUCCAACCACCCUGACAACAAGCACAAGAACAGAUACAUCAACAUAGUCGCCUAUGACCACAGCAGGGUGAAGCUGAGGCCGCUGGCUGGGAAGGACUCCAAACACUCAGACUACAUCAACGCAAACUAUGUGGAUGGUUAUAACAAGCCUAAAGCUUACAUCGCAGCCCAGGGACCCCUCAAGUCCACCUUUGAGGACUUCUGGCGGAUGGUGUGGGAGCAAAAUACCGGCGUCAUCGUCAUGAUCACCAACUUAGUGGAGAAAGGCCGGAGAAAAUGUGACCAGUACUGGCCGACAGAGAACAGUGAAGAGUACGGAAACAUGCUGGUGGCUCUAAAGAGCACUAAAGUUCACGCCUGCUACACGGUGCGCCGCUUCACACUGCGGAACACUAAAGUCAAGAAGGCUGGGAAGGGGAACGGGAAGGUGCGGGCUCAGAGUGAGCAGACAGUGUUUCAGUAUCACUACACCCAGUGGCCCGACAUGGGGGUCCCUGAGUACACCCUGCCCGUCCUCACCUUUAUCCACAGAUCCUCAGCUGCACAGCUGCCUGACAUGGGGCCCAUGCUGGUCCACUGCAGUGCUGGCGUGGGUCGGACCGGGACGUACAUGGUGGUGGACAGCAUGCUGCAGCAGAUCAGAGCCAAGAGCACAGUGAAUGUACUCGGCUUCCUCAAACACAUUCGCACCCAGCGCAACUACCUAGUCCAGACCGAGGAGCAGUACAUCUUCAUCCACGAUGCCUUGAUGGAAGCCAUUCUGGGGAAGGAGACAGAAGUGGCAGCUGGACAGCUUCACAGCUACUACCACAACCUCAGGACACCGGAGCGCAGCGGGCGCACACAUCUGGAGAAACAGUUCAAGUUGGUAACACAGUGUAAUGACAGAUUCAUGGAAUGCUUCAACGCUCAGAAGGAGUGCAACAAAGAGAAGAAUCGGAAUUCCUCUGUCGUGCCAUCGGAGCGAGCGAGGGUCGGCCUGGCACCUUUGCCCGGCAUUAAAGGCACUGACUACAUUAAUGCCUCCUACAUAAUGGGUUACUAUAGGAGCAAUGAGUUCAUCAUUACCCAGCACCCUCUGCCUCAUACCACAAAAGACUUCUGGAGAAUGAUCUGGGACCACAACGCACAAAUUAUUGUUAUGCUGCCUGCCAACCAGGGACUGGCAGAGGAUGAGUUUGUGUACUGGCCCAGUCGGGAGGAGGCCAUGAACUGUGAGGCGUUCACUGUCACCCUUAUCAGUAAAGACCGACUCUGUCUGUCCAACGAGGAGCAGAUCAACAUCCACGAUUUCAUCCUGGAGGCUACACAGGAUGACUAUGUUUUAGAAGUUCGUCACUUUCAAUGCCCCAAGUGGCCGAAGCCGGACGCCCCCCUCAGCAGCACCUUUGAGCUCAUCAACGUCAUCAAAAAGGAGGCGUCCAGCCGCGACGGACCCACCAUCGUCCAUGAUGAGUUGGGAGCAGCGUCGGCCGGAAUGCUGUGCGCCCUCACCACACUGUCCCACCAGCUGGAGAGCGAGGGGGCCGCCGACGUCUACCAAGUGGCCAAGAUGAUCAACCUCAUGAGGCCUGGAGUCUUCACAGACAUUGGCCAGUACCAGUACCUAUACAAAGCUCUGCUCAGCCUCGGCAGCACCAAGGAGAACAGCCUGUGUACUCUGGACAGGGACAUUAUUGGGACCCUGGGGUCCAUGUCGGACCAAUCUGACCAGGCAGAGAGCAUGGAGUCACUGGUCUGAGAGUGGCCCUUCGGGGGCACGAAGCUUAGCUGGGUCCCUGAGCCCACAAUGGAGGCACUUCUCUUUGUAAAACGUCAAGGAACUAUUGUGAACAAGACUUUUUGAGGCCUUUUUGCCAGACUCUUGGUUAAAAUGAAUAACCUGAUUACUUUUUUACACUGAUAAAAAGUUUUUGAUAUUUAUUUUUUUCGCCAUUUUAUGUCUUAAUGUUCUCCUACUGAAGGGUUUGCACCCCCGUUUUUGAGUUUCACCACAGCGUCGGUAGGCAAUGGGAAACACUUUUCUGUCUUUUCUUGUUUGCACUAUAUAAUGUCAGUGUUACUGCCUAUACUAAAGCUGACUCACUUGGCUUUUUUCCACUCGAGCAAUUUUUUUUUUACAUUCCAUUGCUUUGGCCCCCAUCAACUGCUUCUGUGAAGGACAUUGUUCUGCCGGCCACCUGCCAGUUGAUUUAAAGUCAGUGGACGGAGGAAGGCACAGACUGUCCGCCUCAGUGAAACAAAGCUCAGUGUGACCUCCUCCGCCCUCCUCAUCGACUAUACUCAUAUCACCAUUUUUUUAUUACAAGAACCAAGAACUUGGAACCUCCUACCACAGUCAAGUCACAGUUGUUUUUAAAGUUGAUUUGCUCUUCACCGGUUGUUUUUUGUUGCCUGGUUUUCUUCUCACUAUCUCUUUUAUUAUCACACUCAUGUUAAUCAACCUAAGGUGGUGUAAAAACUACUACUGUGAAAUGUUAUUAUAAUUUCUUUGUAUAAUUCAUAUUAUGCUUUUUAAUAUAUGGAAAUACUGUAUGUAUACAUAUAUAAAUAUAUCCUUAUCAUAAUAA
Molecule: messenger RNA, 5568 nt
Organism: Eleginops maclovinus (Patagonian blennie)
Lineage: Eukaryota; Metazoa; Chordata; Actinopteri; Perciformes; Eleginopidae
Product: receptor-type tyrosine-protein phosphatase gamma-like
Exons: 30
Coding region: 387-4739 (1450 amino acids)
Biological process (GO): protein dephosphorylation
Molecular function (GO): protein binding; protein tyrosine phosphatase activity
Source: RefSeq, a predicted model, not a curated record